AUGCGGUCAAAAAAGUACCUUGGGUUCAUUAUUGACGAACAUGGCCGCCGUCCGGACCCGGAGAACAUUGAAUCGAUCAAACGUAUACCAGCACCCACAGACGUCGCUUCCCUCAGGUCUUUCCUCGGUCUCGUCUACGGGAAGCUCUCGCCUGAGUUCGACACAUCAAGUGGUGUCCGUCAGGGAUGUCCUCUUUCACCUUUCCUCUCCAACUUCGUCAUUGAUACGAUCAAUGAAGACUCACUACCAGCCUGUAAUGCUUGGGAGUUCGAAGUGCUCCCUGGGCCUCAGCUCACGGGCAUCGAGUACGCAGACGACAUAGCUCUCCUGGGAUCUAACCCCGUGAUGGCCGGUGAUCAGGUGUGUUAUACACUGAUUGGUUUGUCUCCAGACGCCAAAACCUACUCAGAACAACAACUGAAGGAUGACCUUCAGCACAACAGCGUUGAUAUUAAACGAGAGGCUCUAAAAGAAGUCAUUCGGCUGAUUGUUAAUGGCGAAAAGUUUCCAAACAUACUGAUGACAGUGAUUCGUUUUGUGAUGCCUUCGCAGGAUCAUAUGAUAAAAAAACUACUGUUGUUGUUCUGGGAAGUCGUACCCAAAUACGGCCCGGAUGGAAAAUUGUUGCAUGAAAUGAUUUUGGUAUGCGAUGCCUAUCGCAAGGACUUGCAGCAUCCAAACGAGUUCAUUAGGGGUUCUACUCUGCGAUUUCUGUGCAAACUUAAGGAACCAGAAUUACUGGAACCAUUGAUGCCAGCUAUUCAGCAAUGCUUAGAACACAGACAUGCUUAUGUUCGCCGAAAUGCCGUGCUAGCCAUUUUCACCAUCUACAAAAAUUUUGAGCACUUGAUUCCCGAUGCUCCCGAGAAGAUGCUUCGCUUCCUAGAGCAAGAGCAAGAUGCAUCGUGCAAGCGAAAUGCAUUCAUGAUGUUGCUGCACGUUAGCCAAGCCAGCGCACUAGACUACUUGGUCGAGCGUUUGGAUCAGAUUCAAAACUUUGGUGACAUCAUGCAGCUUAUCGUUGUGGAACUUAUCUACAAGGUCUGUUUGGCCAAGCCUGCCGAACGACUACGUUUUAUCCGAUGUAUCUAUAGCCUUCUCCAAUCCAACAGUCCGGCUGUACGCUAUGAAGCAGCGGGUACGCUAAUCACACUGAGUUCUGCACCUUCCGCACUCAAGGCAGCAGCCAGCUGCUAUGUGAAUUUAAUCCUGAAGGAAAGUGACAACAACGUAAAGCUCAUCGUACUUUCUCGACUUAUGGAUCUUCGCCAAUAUCAUGAACGCAUACUUCAAGGUUUGGUGAUGGAUAUUGUACAAAUAUUAGCGGCAUCUGAUAUGGAGAUUCGCCAGAAAACAUUGGAUUUCACCAUGGAUCUGGUGACUUCGCGCACUGCUGACGAACUGAUCAAACUGUAUCGAAAAGAGCUUCUCAAAGCGUGCAGUAGUGGUGGGGGUGGCAGAGCUGUUACUUCCGUCCCUUCAACAGUUGGUUCUGGGGGAGAUGGGGGCAACGAAAAGUCAGGCACUUUGUCGUCAGAUAGUUCAGAGGAGGCAAAGUAUCGGUAUGCUCUUGUCCAUACUAUCUACGACAUCUCUGUGCGCUUUCCGGAGACACUGAGCACCAUUAUUCCAACCGUCUGUGAUGUAUUAACCUACGAAGAAUUGGCUGACUCAAAAGCUGCUUCUGAAGCUUGCCGUUUUAUUCGCGAAGUACUUUAUCGGUAUCCGCAGAAAAGGCCUGAGAUUUUGGAGAAGUUGAUGCAAAUAUUUCCGACUGUUUGUGGGCAGGAAACACUGCGUCACCUGGUUUGGAUAUUUGGCGAGUUUUGUACCACCUUCGAGGAGAUCAACACUUGCAUCACUCUGUUCCGCCAGGUUAUCGGUGACUUGCCUCUAGUUGACGAGGAACUACGCCGACAGGCACAAGAAAAUGGCUCGGAAGUGGAGACUUCUGCGCUACUUUCUACUGAUGCUACUGUUGGGCUUACUCCUGCACAGCGUGUCACUGCUGACGGUACAUACGUAACUCAGACAGCACUGACUACAGUCUCGAACAAACCCACUUCUGGUGCCAAGGCCGUCAAACGCCCCGUACUUCAAUCGGCCCUAUUCGAAGCAUCCUACAUGCCUGGUGUUGUUCUCUCGGUUUGCCUGGUGAAAUUGUACUAUCGCUAUGUAUCGGCUCUGUCCGAGCAGUUGAAAAAGGAUGAGAAGAAGCUUGCAGCACGCGAGAACUCUUUCGCAGCAGAAUGUAUGCUGAUCAUUGCAAGCAUGCUGCACCUCGCCAACAGUGGCCUGUUAUCCCAUCAAAUUAAUCCAGACCACUUAGACCGUAUGUGGAUAUGUCUGAAGGUUCUGGCUGACCGACGCUCAGAGGUUCUAAAAGCGUUUGAGGAAAGCUCGCGUGCAUGUAUGUCUGAUUUGUUAACCUACCAAGAGUCUGAGCGGAAAGCUGCUGCGAAAUCACGAAAUCGCAGUUUGGAACAGCGGCAGCAACUUGAGGCGGAGAUGAACCGCGCAGACGCACCUAUCAAGUUCUCACUUCUAGCCGGGCAAUCUGAUCUUGGCGAUUCGGUUGAUCGAUUUGACCUCACACUGAGCCAGGCUCUUGGUGCUGCUGCGAGGGGUGGAGACGCUUAUGCGACGUCGAAGUUGGGAAAAGUUAGACAACUUACUGGAUUCUCUGACCCAGUUUAUGCGGAGGCCUACGUACAUGUGAAUCAGUUCGAUAUUGUGUUAGACGUAUUGAUUGUAAACCAGACACGUGAUACCCUACAGAACCUCACCUUGGAACUAUCAACAUUGGGUGACUUGCGUCUCGUGGAAAAGCCUUCUCCACUGACAGUGGCUCCACAAGAUUUUGCCAACAUCAAGGCGAACAUCAAGGUGUCUUCAACGGAAAAUGGAAUCAUCUUUGGGAACAUAGCCUAUGAUAUUCGUGGGUCAGCUGGCGAGACCACUUGCAUCGUUCUUAACGACAUCCACAUUGAUAUCAUGGAGUACAUUCUGCCGGCCACUUGUUCGCCCGGAGAGUUCCGCCAAAUGUGGUCGGAAUUUGAGUGGGAGAAUAAGGUUACUGUGAACACCCAAAUAAACGAUCUGUUUGCCUAUUUGUCACACAUUACUGCCCAUACGAAUCUGCGCUGCUUGACUCCGAUGGAGGCCCUCCUUGGUGACUGUGAUUAUUUAUGCGUGACCAUGUAUGCGCGCACCGUAUUCGGCGAACAUGUGCUGGCCAAUCUGUGUCUGGAAAAGACCGAGCCAGAUCAGCCGGUCACCGGACACGUACGAAUCCGAGCGAAGACGCAGGGGAUGGCUGUGACGAUGGGAGAAAAGGUGAGCACUUGUCAAAAAAAUUGGCAGCACGUUGGUUCGAAUGCGCCCGCCACGAGCAAUGGACUAAAUGACGAGGACGGUGGCAAUAAAAUUCGUGCUGACGAUGAGGCGAUUGGCACGUUUCGCACCCAUUCCCCGGUAUCUUUUGAAGCCGAUCUCGAAUAGGAAGUCAGAAGGUGCCAGGAUGUGUUACGACGCUUAAGACUGUGCAUACAUGAUUUCCGGAGUAAAACAGUGUCUCCCUGUUCAAUUUGUUCUGGGGCUUCGUUCCCUGCAGUGUGUCGGCAGGAUCCCUUAUCUGCCUCUCUUUAUUUUGUGGUUUGUCUUGGGUACCCUGGCGCGCCCCGUCCUAACCACCCUGACCCACCUCGUUUGUGAUUGUUUGGUCACCAAUCGUCUGCUACUACUACUACUUCUUUUUUAUUAACUACUUACAUGUUUGGAUAUCCGGUUCAUCGGAUCUAUGAACUAUGCUAUUUGUGAGUGUUCCUUUCCUUCACUUGUUUGGGUUAUCGCGGUGUGGUGUAAUGGCGGUAAUUCAUGCUAUGUGAAAACUUUGCUACUCCAGCGUAAGUCUUGAGACUGGCUGACGCGCCUAUUUUUCAGUUGUGCUUGUCCGUCCGGUUUGUGAAUCUGGGCGGUCAGGUCAAGAGAGUUGGUUAACCGAUUGGUCAGUUUUGGUUCAGCACGAGCAUUUCUUUGUGCUUACGACGUAAGGAUACAGCUGGGGUCAAAUGCCCGGCUACGGUGUAGAUAAAACGAAUAUCACCUGUUCAACCUCUUUUUUAUUUGCCCAUGAAAGUCGG
This is a messenger RNA of Opisthorchis viverrini, 4142 nucleotides long. RefSeq lists its product as hypothetical. Lineage: Eukaryota; Metazoa; Platyhelminthes; Trematoda; Opisthorchiida; Opisthorchiidae. The transcript is spliced from 13 exons. Gene Ontology annotation, cellular component: COPI vesicle coat; cytoplasm. Gene Ontology annotation, biological process: intracellular protein transport; endoplasmic reticulum to Golgi vesicle-mediated transport; intra-Golgi vesicle-mediated transport. Gene Ontology annotation, molecular function: structural molecule activity. Bases 1 to 3501 code for a protein of 1166 amino acids. The record is from RefSeq and is a predicted model, not a curated record.